Rotaria socialis is the source of this 1323-nucleotide messenger RNA. Lineage: Eukaryota; Metazoa; Rotifera; Eurotatoria; Philodinida; Philodinidae. The record is from the annotation of a GenBank genome assembly.
AUGGAAAAUACAGCUUAUGAUGUUGCUAUUAUUGGAUGUGGUUCAUCUGGAAUAGCAGCGGGAAUUGAACUACUUUCUCAAUCAAAUUUGAAUUUCAUUAUUUUAGAAGCACGUGAUCGAGUGGGAGGUCGUGCUUAUACGGAUCAGCAUUCAUUAGAUUUUCCUUUUGAUCUUGGAGCUGAAUGGAUACAUGAAUAUGAUUUUAACAAUUCUCUUUAUUCUUUUCAUGAGCAGUUUCAAACGGAUUUGAACGACGAUUACUACAUUCAAUUAUUUGAUCCAAUGAGAAUACUUUGUUAUGAUUCAGAUGGAUCGGUUAUCCCCCAAGAAGUUUCUUCUCUAGCUCAAAUAACAACAAAUCGAUUAUUCACACAAUUUAAAUCUAAUGAUACGAAUAAAGAUACGUCAGUAUACGAUGCAAUUCAACCAGAAUACAAUAGAUUAGAAGAAGAUCAACACAAACGCCUUGUUAAAACAAUGAUCGUAGCUGUAGAAGAAAUUUUUGCAGCAGAUCUUCAUCAACUUUCAGCUAAACAAUAUUUGAAUAAUCCUAACUGGUCGAUAGAAGUCGAAAGUGAAAAUAAUCUUGUUGUUAAACAUGGUUUAGGUUACUUUCUUGAACGUAUUACCAACCAUUUCCAACUACCUAUUCUAUUCAAUACUGUAGUAACUGAAAUUGAUACACUCUCUCAUGCUGAUAUGGUUCAAAUUUUGACUUCUCAAAAUCAAAAAAUUUCAGCAAAAUAUGUAAUUAUUACUGUUCCUCUUGGCUGUUUAAAACAAAAUACAAUUAUCUUUCAGCCUCCUUUGCCGCAAUGGAAAUUAGAUGCUAUUGAUCAAUUAGGAUUUGGACAUACCGACAAAAUUAUCAUGCAGUUUGACAAGACUUUUUGGAAUGAGAAAGCAACCAUAUUGUAUCUAGUCGAUGCGUCAUUUCCGUUUGCUUUAUGCAAUCCAGCAAAAUGUAUACUUUCGUUUAUGAUUGGCGGACGACGAGCACAAAAAAUGGAAGAUGAAAAGAAUGAAAUAACUAUAGCACAAAUUAUGAAACAUCUUAAACAAACGUUUUCUCAACAAGAAUUCAAAUUGAAACAUUAUAUUAUUUCCAGAUGGACUCAAGAUGAAUUUGCUCGAGGAUCUUAUUCAUAUUUUGCAAUGAAUUCAAGUAUCGAGACAAUGGGACUACUGGCCAAAGAGUGUUCUGAAAAUCGAUUGUUUUGGGCUGGCGAACACACUAGUGAUGGAGCAUCGGUUCAUACUGCAUUUGCUACAGGAACAAGAGAAGCAAAGAAGAUUUUGAAUUAUCAUUCAAUGAAAACAUAA